Molecule: messenger RNA, 670 nt
Organism: Aspergillus brunneoviolaceus CBS 621.78
Lineage: Eukaryota; Fungi; Ascomycota; Eurotiomycetes; Eurotiales; Aspergillaceae
Exons: 2
Coding region: 152-529 (125 amino acids)
Source: RefSeq, a predicted model, not a curated record
UGUCAUUCUCUCCUAUAAUUCGGAUCUCUUCCAUACAAUUACAAUCAGUUAUAUUUCCAACUUUGCUACCUUCACUUCUAGUGUCGAGUCGAGGUAAAUACUACGAGCCAGAGAUCUACAACCCCAAGAGCAUACCUACGAAACCGCAAGAAUGUCCCUGUUCACCACGACACGCAUCGCUUCGAGACUCCCCGGUCUGCUCGCGAGGCAGCAGCAACAAGCCCUUAGGAUUGCCGCCCCAGCCACCACGGCGCAAGCCCGUCUGAACAGCUCAUGGGUGGGCACCAAGGCCGAAGACCACGCCGUCAACCGGACCAAGAAGCGCGACACGACCGAUGUCUCGACCGAUGCCUCGGCGGCCGGGCAGGAGGACCGAGAGUCGAGCUACGGGGUGCCGGACAGCUCUAAGCAGGGGGGCGCCACGGAGCGCGGGGGGCUGAAGCACGAGCGCAAGGCCAAGAAGGAACAUCCCAAGGCGCCGGAGCCGGUCAUCGGGAUGAAUGAUGAGAGAGGACAGCGAGGUCACUAAAUAUCGACGGACGAGGAUUGCUGGCUUCACGCCAGUCGUUGACACUACUUGUUUUUGCAGUUGAAACGCUCGUGUUCUCUUCGUGAUUGUAGCAUCAUCUCGGUUUAUAGUUUCAUUAUCAUGUUAACUGUACAUAGAUUG